Molecule: messenger RNA, 1032 nt
Organism: Aphanomyces invadans
Lineage: Eukaryota; Oomycota; Saprolegniomycetes; Saprolegniales; Verrucalvaceae
Exons: 2
Coding region: 339-896 (185 amino acids)
Source: RefSeq, a predicted model, not a curated record
GCCGUGUGCGACAUGUGCCAUAGAUUCCGCCCGUUUCUGUCUGCCAGCAUAACCCAUUUUGAUCUUGCCUUCGUCAUGAUUGCCGACACCCGCACCAUCGUCGCGUGCUACUUCCAUGCGCUGAAACGCGUGCUUCCCCAUGACUCUCACUUGAAGCAGCUUGAGCAACUGCUCGUGGACGAAAAGAUGACAGACAAACCUUCGUCCGAAUCAAUCUUGUUCAGUGGAACCCGCCUUCGAUGCGAAGAAUUAGAGGCGAAAUUGGAUGCCCUCAUGACCAAAGUACGUGCCCAAUGCGAUCACGUUCGAUGCCACCUCAUGUGAAUUGCAAAUAGCUCAUGGGAAAGACCUUUCACUUUCGUGACGACGUGUUUGACGCCAUGAGCGAAGUCCGCCAGCACGAGCAAUUUCUCUGCAGUUUGGAGGAGUACAUCGAAGCCGAUUUACCCGCGAAAGAACGAUUCCUCACUGUCAAUUGCGCACACAUGCGAACUUUGAUCGCAGUGAUGAUGAACUUCCUCAAGGCCCAAAUGCACGAGACAUUGGACGAAGCCGCCCAAACUGACGUUGUCCUUGGGCCGUAUCGUCGGCAUCUAACACAAGCCAAAAAGAUGCUACGAAAUCUUCACAGUGUCGUCGUUCAUCGUACAAAUGACGUGGAUUUGGAACUCGCCGCGUUGAACUCGGCCAUCGCACAAGCUCACGAACACAUCAGUUCGUUCGAUCCGACACUUUUCCACUUCGGACAAGAACACCUUGUCGAGGGUAUGCAGCGCAUAGUCGACGGGUGGAACAAGGUGAGCCGCGAAGUCCGUGCCAUAAAGCGAGUGCGGCUGGGUUUGAGUCCUGCCGUGAGUCCCGUGUCGGGUCGCCCAAACUCCACCGAUUCGUCGUAGCCCCGUCGAGAGCGUCCUAUUUAUUUUUCCCUGUGCUCUUUCCAUGUGCUUCUAUCCUGACUGUGAAUAUGAAUGUAAUGAAACGUUGCUGGGCGCAGUUCUCGCCUCUUCAAGCUAGUCCACGUCAUGGCAUUCA